UUACGUAGUAAUAACCCUCACAGAACCCCAACCAUCGACUAUUCGACAAUACCUUUCCUGAACUGUGGUGGAGGGAGCAGGACGUUGGAGAGGAGAUGAAGCUAGAUCUUUUUCCUAGUUCCUGAUUACAUUGUUGUCCCCGAGGAUCACUUGUCACGUUUCCUGGGAGAGAGCGUUGUGCCGGACUUGAGACCUUUGAAAAAGUACCAUGAGGGACUUCAUCGUUUUCCUCAUUCUUUUCAAUGGGAUCUUUGCAUUACCAGAGAGAGCUCCCAAAUUCUUUUUGGAGAGCACGACCUCAUCCCAUGGGACUCGGGAUGCCAAUGAGAAAACUCCAGGCUCGCUAGUCUCAGAGUUCUUUCAAUCGCUGGGUUGGACUUUUGGUAAUGCGGUCGAUUCAUUUGUCAGUCCGUUUUCCCGACCCAAACCGACUCCUAAACCAUAUUGGGAAAGUCCAGUCAAGUUUCCACAAUGCCAACGAAAAUCCAUGAUGUGCCACACGGAUCAAAUAACAGGUAUGGGAUGCGGUGUUCCGAAUCGAAAUGGACGGAUUGUGAAUGGAAAUGCCACAGAGGCUAAUGAAUAUCCCUGGAUGGUGGGUGUCUACGUUUUCAAAGGUAAUGGAACACGAUUUCAGUGCGGAGGAACCCUUAUCAAUCAUCGCUAUGUCCUUACGGCCGCACACUGUCUUGAGAGACGAACAGCCUCCAAAUUCGUUUUGAGAUUCGGUGAUCAUAAUCGGACUCAUUGGGAAGGAAAUGAAAUGCAUCGAACCCUAAGCUCGUUUCUCAUCCAUCCUCGCUUUAAACGGGGAUCGUAUGACAAUGACAUUGCCCUUUUAAAACUGAAAGUGGAUCUUAUCUUCGAUAUCAAUGUCAGACCCAUUUGUCUGCCAUUGAAAGAUGACAAUUACACAUCGGAAUUGGCUACAGUUGCUGGAUGGGGACGAUUAAAAGAGGGUGGAAUACAGCCUGAUCUUCUGCAAGAAGCUCAAGUUCCAAUAUUGGACAACACUCGUUGUCGGAAGGACUUCCGAUACUAUGCCCGUGAAAUCACGGAUAAUAUGUUUUGUGCCGGUUACUAUGACGGCCGAAAGGACGCUUGCAUGGGCGAUAGUGGAGGGAGUAUAAUGCUUUCGAAUGACAAUAAUCAAUCAGUUCUUCUUGGCAUUAUUUCAUGGGGGGAUGGAUGCGCCAAAGAGGGUUAUCCUGGUGUCUACACUAGAAUCGGAAGGUAUCUCCAUUGGAUUGUGAGAAAUACCCGGGAUUCCUGUUAUUGUAACGAAUGAUAAAGAAUGUCAUUUAUUGUUAUUUGAUGCAUUGAAUACAUUGUCCACGGCAGUGGUGGAAAUUGCUAAUAAAUACAUUGAAUCA
Tigriopus californicus is the source of this 1373-nucleotide messenger RNA. RefSeq names its product trypsin-1-like. Gene Ontology annotation, biological process: proteolysis. Bases 209 to 1288 code for a protein of 359 amino acids. The transcript is spliced from 7 exons. The record is from RefSeq and is a predicted model, not a curated record. NCBI's taxonomy places the organism in Eukaryota, Metazoa, Arthropoda, Copepoda, Harpacticoida, Harpacticidae. Gene Ontology annotation, molecular function: serine-type endopeptidase activity.